Molecule: messenger RNA, 4710 nt
Organism: Paramecium pentaurelia
Lineage: Eukaryota; Ciliophora; Oligohymenophorea; Peniculida; Parameciidae
Source: the annotation of a GenBank genome assembly
AUGUAAAAAAGAGGGACCUUUUUAAUUGGCAUUUUACCACUCUGUAAAGAUAUAAAUCAACAUUAAGUAUGUUUAGCUUGCCCGGACGGUCAAUAUUUUACUGCUGGAGGGGGAGGUUGCAGUAAUCUAUGCCUUCCUAUAUGUACAACUUGUUCUGAUGGAACAUCUUGUGAUUCAUGCAGCGUUUCAAACCCAUAUUUACUUUUACCAAGUCGAGUAUGCACAACUUGUCCAACUGGUUGUUUGACAUGCGAUCUAUCUAGUUGUUUAUCUUGUGAUACGGGAUAUUACUAGUCAACCCUUUGCAUUCAAUGCCCAACUGAAUGUAGCCUUUGUUCAUCUUCAACAAUAUGCUCUGCUUGCAAUUCUGGAUAUUACUUAUCAGGAUCAUCCUGUCUUUCUUGUACUUUACCUAGUGUCCAUUGUGGAAGUCCUUGUAAUUGUAGUAGUGGAUCCUACUUAGUUGGUUCAUGUUGCUAUCCAUGUUAAGCUCCAUGUUCAGAGUGUUCAGGCUCGGCUACAUUUUGUACAAGUUGUGUUGAUUCUACAAAUUAAUCAACAUCUACUUGUGAUUGCACGUUGCCAACAAAAUAUCUUAACGCCCUUAAUAAUUGCUCCGAUUGUGCUUCUCCUUGCGUCAAUUGUAGCUCAUUAUCAUCAUGCAGCAGUUGCAUAAAUACUUAUUACUUGCAAGGUACAUCUUGCUAGGCUUGUACAAGUCCAUGUGUUAAUUGUAACACUUCAUCAACAGAUUGUACAUCCUGUAUUGAUUCAGCACAUUAAACUACUCCAACUUGUGCAUGUGUUUCUGGAUAUAUUAAGAAUACAUCUAAUGAUAUGUGUACAGCAUGUACUUUUCCUUGCGCAACAUGUUAAAAUACAAUAAUUGAAUGUCAUAGUUGUGCUUCAACAUAUCAAUAUGAUUCAUCAGCUCAUACUUGUACUUGCUUAACAAAUCAAUAUGAAGACAAUGGAUCACCUAAAGAAUGUUAAAAUUGUUCAUUACCUUGUACAAAAUGUACUUCACCUACUGUUUGUACAGAAUGUAAUGAUGUUUCACAUUAAGUUUUAAAUGAUUGCCAUUGUAUUGAUACAUAUUAUAUGGAUUCUUCAUCUGUUUGUUAAUUAUGUAUUAGUCCAUGUCUUAAUUGUUCAAGUAAUAGUGUUUGUACAUCUUGCAUCAAUAAUUAUUAUUUAGAUAGUCCUAAUUGUUUAUAAUGUUCAUUACCUUGUUAUAAUUGUGUAGAUAUAGAUACUAAAUGUACAUCUUGUGCUCAUUCUCAUUAAACAGUAUAAAGUGAUUUAUGUGUAUGUGAUGAUGGAUAUUAUAUGGAUGGUUCUUAUUAUUGUUAAUUAUGUACUCAUCCUUGUUCUAAAUGUACAAGUACAAGUACUUAUUGUACAGAUUGUGCUAGUACAUUUAUAUCAAGUGGAUCUAAUACUUGUGUUUGUGAUGAUGGAUAUUAUGAGGAAACAUUAAAUUCACCUAGUGAUUGUUAACCUUGUACUUCACCAUGUGUUAAAUGUGAAAUAGAAUCUACUCAUUGUAUAACAUGCAUUGAUAUUAAUUAAACAGUUGAUCCAUCAACAUAUUAAUGUUUAUGUAAUAUAGGUUGGGUUGCAAAUGGAAAUUUAUGUGAUUAAUGUUAGCUACCCUGUACUAAAUGUAUUACUACAUAAGAUACUUGUACAGAAUGCUUAGAUCCUAACCAUUUAAUUAUUAACAAUAAAUGUGUUUGUAAAUCUGGAUAUGGACAAUCUGGAUUAAAUUCUAAUUAUUGUUCUAUAUGCGAAUAUCCGUGUUUAGAAUGUUCAAUAAAUGUAAAUACUUGUACAAAAUGCAUAGAUUCAACCUUGUUUACUUUUAUUUUACUUAAUAAUGAAUGUAUUUGUGAUUUGGGUUAUUUUUUAAAUAAUGAAAACAAUUGUAUAGCAUGUAUAGAGUUCUGUUUAGAAUGUAUUGAUUAAUUCAGUUGUGAAGUUUGCAUAGAUGGUUACUACUAUGAAUCCACUUUAUGUAAUAAAUGUAGUAAUAAUUGUAAAACUUGUUCAAAUUAAAAUGAUUUUUGUUUAAGUUGUAACAACAAUUAUAAUUUAAUUAAUAAUUAAUGUAUUUGUGGAUUAGGUUAUUAUUUACAGAAUGAUACUUGUUAGAAAUGUAAAUAUCCUUGUAUUGAAUGUUCGAAUGAUACUACUUGUAUAUAAUGUGCUCAAAUUGAUAAAUUAAGUAUGAGUGAUUAAUAGACAUGUAUUUGCUAAGAUGGAUAUUAUUGGUCUAUUUCUUAAUGCUUAUUAUGCCAUUUAAAUUGUCUAACAUGUCAAGAAACAAGUACAAAAUGUUUGAGUUGUGAUCUAUCUUUAAAUAAGAGACUUCAAAAUAAUUAAUGUAAUUGUAUUUUAAAUUAUUAUUUAUCUGAUUAAAAUACAUGUAAUUCAUGUGAUUCUGAAUAAGGUAAAGUAAUUUAAAGUUGCAAGUACAAAAAUUGUAAUGAUUAAGUAUGGACAUAUGGUGAAGAUUGUGAUGAUGGAAAUCAAAUAUAAGGUGAUGGUUGUUCAAAUUGUAAGAUUGAUAAAAAUUACAUUUGCACAAAUACAAUAAUGUAAAAAUCUCUAUGUUAUUCAUGUCCUCAAUUUUGUAUUUCCUGUCAAUAAAAUUCAAUUACUAAUUAGAAUGAAUGUGUAAAAUGUUAAUCUGGAUAUUAUUUGGAUCAAAAUAUAUGUUAAAUAUGCGAUAAAUAAUGUAAGGAAUGUGAGACUAAUCCAUCAAAUUGUACAAACUGCAGAUUUAUAUAAUCAGCAUCUAAAAAAUGCAAAUUAUGUGAAUAUAAAUAAGGAUAUUAUUCAGAUUAUUCUACUAACACUUGUUAUAAUAAAUGUGGUGAUUCUAUUAUAGCAGAUUCAGAAUAAUGUGAUGAUGGUAAUUAAAUUAAUGGAGAUGGAUGUAAUAAUAAAUGUCUUAUGGAAAAAAAUUUUAUAUGUUUAAAUGAUACUUGUAUCACUCCAAAUUAUCCUAUUCCAAAAUUAUCUAUUUUUGGAAGUCCUUAAAGAUAUGAAAAAGAAAGAAAAUUUAAAUUAGAAUACAAUGUUCCUCUUUUGAUUGUAAAAUCUAAUUUUGAAUUAUCUUCUGAAUUGAAAUUCUAUAUUGAAAAUAGAUCAGGAGAUGUGUAAUUAUUAAAUUAUCCAUAUACUUUUAUUUAAAAUAUGACAUUAGUUGAAAAUUCAUAUUACUCGUAUGAGGCAAUAAUUACAUUGCAAUUAAAUUAAUCAUCUCAAUAUUAGAUAUUUAAUAUAUAUUUUCUCGAUCCAUCAAAAAUUCAAUCAUACCAAGGAUAUGAAUAGAAAAUUGAUCAUGUAAAAGCGGCAGUAGAAGAGUAUGUAUAUGUUGAUGAAAGUACCUAAAGUUUAACAGAAACAUUUAAUAGUUUAAGUAUUAAUUUAUUUUACAUUAUACUAAUAUUGUUAGCAGUUUCAAUUUUAUUUGGAGGUUUGGAUAUAUUUUAUAAUCUUUUAGAUACAAUUCAACUUUUAUCUUAUCUUAAGUAUAUUAAUCUAUAAUUUCCUUAUAAUUUACAAACAUAUUUCGAAAUUUUCGGAUUUGCCUAAUUGUCAUUUAUUCAAAAUUAUUUAAAUAUUGAAGAUUUUUUUUCAAAUUACAUUUCUUUAGAAGAACUCAAACCUCUACCUAAGAAAAUUCAAGAUGAUAAUUAUUCUUCUAUUUAUUUAGUAAAUGUAAGUCAAAUAUUGGUAGUCUAUGGAACACUUUUUGGAUUAUAUUCUAUGGCUAUUAUUAUUCCACUUACAAUUAAAUAAGUUAGAUUUAAAUAUUAUGAAGAAAAUCCUGAAAAACAAGCUUUUACUUUAAAAUUAAAGAUAUAUUUUCUUUCAAUUAAAAUAUUUAUUGGGGAAAUGUGUAAAAAAGUUGUUAAUGAAUUAUUUUAUAGUGGAAUAUUGAGAACAUUUAUGGCUACUGCAUAUGAUUAUUCAUUUAUUAUGGUAUUAUAAAUUUAUACCAUUGAUAUAAAUUCAAAUUCAUUUUUACUUUAAUUUAGUUCAUUAAUUUCAUUACUUGCAUUUAUAUUAUAUAUUAUAAUUUGUUUAGUAAUUAUUUAUUUACUUGGAAAAAAUAAGCUAUCUUUGAAAUAAAAUAACAAUAUAGAAAAAUUUGGUUCAAUAAUAGAAGGUAUAAAAAUCAAGAAUAAUUAUCAAAAAUAUUUUAAUGUUGUUUUAUUAGUAAAAAAGUUAAUGUUUAUGGUCAUUCUAAUAUUUUGUUAUGAAGAUCCAUUAAGUUAAACUGUUAAUUUAUUUUUAUUAUCUAUAACUACAGCUUUAUAUUUAUUUCAUCAUAAACCAAAUGAAGAUAAAAAUGAAUAUAUUAAAUAAUUAUCAACAGAAAUUAACUUAUGUCUGACAUAUAUCUUUAUUAUCUUUUUAAUAGUAAAUGAUUAAAUAAAGAAGCUGAAUAAUAAAGAAUAAUCAUAUAUUGGUUGGAUUUGCAUAGUCCUCAUUACUUCAAUAAUUUUGAUUUAAUUAAUUAUAGAUUUAAUACAAUAAUGGAGGAUGCUAUUGAAAAAGUUUGCAACUCUAAGACGCUUUAUAAAUAAAAUAUCAAAUAUGUUUAAAAAGAAGGCAGAAUCAACCACUCCUGAUAAAAAUGUUUUUGAAGAAAUUCAAAAUCAUGAAUUUUACUAAUCUAUAAUUUUAUAUAAAUGA